GGGAUAUACACACAUUAGCUUAUCAACUUCUCAAAAUCUCACUUUUUUUUGUUCUCUCUAAACUUUCUCAUAAUAUUCUCUCAAUUUUAUGCAAAAACACACAUGAAUCUAUCUUUCUAAAUAGUCACCUCAUCUCCUUUGUUCUCUCUCUCUCUUUCUCUGCUUUCUCUCUCUAUAUAGCUGUCUCUUUUUAUUCACACUAUCACAGGCAUCUUCUUGAAUUCUUUAAUGGCACCAAACGAAAAAGCGUCUCUUUAAACACUGUCUUGAUUACUAAAUACGGAAAAACCAAUUGUUCACACUAUCUCUCCGCUCUCAUUCUCAAUUUCCAUUCCUGUAUUUCUAUAUUGUGUCUUGUACGAGUGUGUAUAUUUUGAUGGGUCUCUAAAAUGGGUUCUCUUGAAAGUGGACUUUCAUUCAAGAGAGAUCAAAAUCUACCUCGUUCAACGAGCAGGAAUUAGAAUGAGAGAAACCCAUUUGGUCAAAGACCCAGAUCGAGACUUGCAAGAUUUGUAUUGUUCAAGAAGAUUGAUUAUCUACAAUGGAUUUGCACUGUGGGUGUCUUCUUCUUCUUUGUGGUUCUUUUCCAGAUGUUCUUGCCUGGUUCAGUGAUGGAAAAAUCGGAGAAUUCAGAGGUAGUGUCUGGAGAUUUGAUGUUGUGGAAAGAGAUUGGUGGGUUAGAUUUUGGGGAAGAUAUUAAGUUUGAGCCAUCAAAGCUUUUGGCUAAAUUUCAAAAAGAGUCUAAAGAGGUCAAUAUGUCUUCUGUUUCAAGGAGAGGAUUGAGCUUUGGGUAUAGAAAACCCCAGCUUGCUUUGGUUUUUGCAGAUCUGUUAUUUGAUCCACAACAGAUACUAACGGUUACUGUUGCUAUUGCUUUGAGGGAAAUUGGGUAUGAAAUUGAGGUUUACUCGCUUGAAGAUGGUCCCGUGCUUGCUGUUUGGAAAAAUAUAGGAGUUCCAGUCACUAUCAUCAAAAUCAGUGACAAGAAGGAUGUCCUCGUAGAUUGGCUAAACUAUGAUGGCAUAAUUGUGAACUCAAUUGAAGCCAGGGAAGUCUUUUCCUAUCUUCUGCAGGAACCUUUCAAGUCAGUACCUCUUAUAUGGACCAUCCAUGAAAGAACACUCGCUAAUCGUUUGAGACAAUACAUGUCAAGUGGCCAGUUUGAGCUUGUAAAUGAUUGGAAAAGAUUCAUCAACCGUGCCACUGUUGUGGUCUUCCCAAACCAUGCCCUACCGAUGUUUUACUCUGCAUGGGAUUCCGGAAACUACUUUGUUAUUCCGGGUUCUCCAGCUGAAGCAUGGGAAGCAGACAACUUUCUUGUUUCAUCCAAAGAUGAUCUACAUGUCAAGAUGGAUUAUGGGCAUGAUGACUUUGUUAUCGUGAUUGUGGGAAGUCAAUUUUUGUACAGAGGCUUGUGGCUAGAGCAUGCCUUUGUUUUGAAGGCUUUAUUACCACUUUAUGCAGACUUCCCAUCUGAUAACAAUUCGAAUUCUCAUCUUAAAAUAAUUAUUUUAAGUGGGGAUUCAACUGGCAAUUAUAGUGUGGCUGUGGAGGCCAUUGCUCUUAAUCUAAGAUACCCAAGGAACAGUGUGAGGCAUAUUGCUGUUGAUGAAGAUGCAGACAGUGUUCUAAACAUGGCUGAUCUUGUGAUAUAUGGAUCCUUCCUCGAAGAGCAAUCUUUUCCAAACAUUUUGAUAAAAGCUAUGUGCUUUGGGAAGCCAAUCAUAGCCCCGGAUCUCUCCAUUAUCAGGAAAUAUGUUGAUGACAGGGUGAAUGGUUAUCUAUUUUCGAAGGAAAACAUGAGGGUUCUAACAGAGACACUAUUGGAAAUAGUCUCAAAUGGGAAGCUGUCACCUCUAUCUCACAAUAUUUCAUCAAUUGGAAAACGCACUGCAAAAAACCUUAUGGUUUCAGAUACUGUUGAAGGGUAUGCUUCUCUAAUAGAAAAUGUUCUCAAGCUCCCAUCGGAAGUUGCACCUUCCAAGGCAGUUACAGAAAUCCCUAGCAAUUUGAAAGAGGAAUGGCAAUGGAAACUAUUUGAGUCAAUAUCAGAUUCAACACAUCCAAAUAGAACUUUGAGAACCCACAAAUUUCUAGAGAAGAUUGAAAAGCAGUGGAAUGGUACUCAAACAGAGAGUUCUGGUGCUGCUGUGACUUCUACAAAUGAAACAUUUGUAUAUAGUAUCUGGGAGGAACAAAAAAACAUUAAUAUGGUUAAUAGAAGGAAGAGAAGAGAAGAAGAAGAGUUGAAGGACAGAACUGAUCAAUCUCGGGGAACGUGGGAGGACGUAUAUCGAAAUGCCAAAAGGGUUGAUCGGUCUAAGAACGAUCUGCAUGAAAGGGAUGAUAGAGAGCUUGAAAGGACAGGUCAACCAUUAUGCAUUUAUGAACCUUACUUGGGGGAAGGAACUUGGCCUUUUUUGCACAAUACUUCACUCUAUCGCGGACUUGGGCUGUCCACCAAAGGUCGAAGGCCCAGGACAGAUGAUAUUGAUGCACCUUCUCGUCUUCCACUUCUUAGCAAUCCUUACUACCGACAUGCACUUGGUGAAUAUGGAGCCUUUUUUGCAAUAGCUAACCGUGUUGACCGCAUCCAUAAAAAUGCUUGGAUAGGGUUCCAGUUGUGGAGAGCAACGGCAAGGAAGGAAUCUUUGUCUAAGACUGCUGAAACUGCAUUAUUGGAUGCUAUCCAAGCACGAAGGCACGGUGAUGCGCUCUACUUUUGGAUUCGUAUGGACACGGAUCCAAGAAACCCAUUGCAACAGGAUUUUUGGACAUUCUGUGAUGCUAUAAAUGCUGGAAAUUGCAAGUUUGCCUUUUCCGAGGCUCUAAAGAAGAUGUAUGGCAUUAAGCAUGAUUUGAUGUCUCUUCCUCCGAUGCCUAUGGAUGGGGACACAUGGUCUGUUAUGCACAGCUGGGUUUUACCAACCAAGUCCUUCUUGGAGUUUGUAAUGUUUUCCAGAAUGUUUGUAGAUGUGUUGGAUGCAGAAUUCUAUGAUGAGCACCAUCAAAGUGGCUAUUGUUAUCUGAGUUUAUCCAAGGACAAGCAUUGCUACUCUCGGGUACUUGAGCUGCUUGUAAAUGUAUGGGCAUACCACAGCGCUCGGAGGAUGGUGCAUGUGAAUCCAGAGACUGGUCUAAUGCAAGAACAACACAUUUUCAAGAACCGGAGAGGUCAAAUGUGGGUCAGAUGGUUCUCAUCCACGACCCUCAAGGCCAUGGACGAGGACUUAGCUGAGGAGUUGGAUUCUGAUCACACUAAGAGACGGUGGUUGUGGCCAUCUACUGGUGAGGUCUUUUGGCAAGGCAUGUUUGCAAAGGAGAGAAGUCAAAGAAACCGAGAGAAAGAGAAGAGGAAGAAACAAAGUAAGGAUAAGAUUUCGAGAAUCAAGAGCCGGCAUCACCAGAAAACAAUCGGAAGGUAUGUGAAGCCUUUGCCAGAGGAUGUGGAAGGUUCAAACACAACUGUGGUUGUUGAAGCCAGGGUUUUGAGGUAGCAUUGUGUUGGUUAUUGAGGGAUGUGGGCUAAUUUGAUAAAAUUCAAUUCUUUUUUAGAAAUUUACUCUUCAUUUUUUUUUAAAUUUUUUUAAUUUUAAAGUUUUUGUCAGAGAGGAUGAUGCAUAGGUAUGUGUAUGUAAUUUGUAUGUGAGGCUUUGUAUGUAACAGUUGCAGCCUUUCUGAUAUAAUGAUGCAAGUCAAUGCUUAUAAUGUAUA
Molecule: messenger RNA, 3714 nt
Organism: Camellia sinensis
Lineage: Eukaryota; Viridiplantae; Streptophyta; Magnoliopsida; Ericales; Theaceae
Molecular function (GO): glycosyltransferase activity
Source: RefSeq, a predicted model, not a curated record